Molecule: messenger RNA, 3240 nt
Organism: Bathycoccus prasinos
Lineage: Eukaryota; Viridiplantae; Chlorophyta; Mamiellophyceae; Mamiellales; Bathycoccaceae
Exons: 1
Coding region: 1-3240 (1079 amino acids)
Biological process (GO): DNA replication initiation; mitotic DNA replication checkpoint signaling
Cellular component (GO): nuclear origin of replication recognition complex
Molecular function (GO): DNA replication origin binding; ATP binding; chromatin binding
Source: RefSeq, a predicted model, not a curated record
AUGGCGAAGAAAUCUUCGAAAAAGGAGAUGAUGAAGACGAAGGCGAAGAAGAAGAAGAACAGCGACAAGAACAAAGAGAGGACGAUGAAGCAAAAGCCAACGAAUGCGGUAUUAAGAAAGCUCGUGAGUGAAGCCCGAGUAAAGGAAACUUCUCUUGAUGGUAAUGAAGAGACUGCCGGAGCAAAUCAGAAGAAAAUUCAAAAUCAUCACCAGGAACACAAGAAACAGAAGAAGAAGAAGAAGAAGAAGAAGAAGAAGAAGAAGAAGGCGGAUGAAAAUAAUAAUAAUUCUAGCAGUGAUGGUGAUGAUUACGCGUCUCUUUCGAACGACAACGACGACGACGACGACAAUAACUACGACAACAAUACCAGUAUUGGACUAAGAGAAGAGAAACCGUUCGACACGAAUCGGAAGAAAAAGAUCAAGGAUAUGGUUGAAUACACAGGCGGCGUGGAAAAGUCCACCAAAGAACAGCUGUUGAGGAUCUUCAGUCUACACAUAGAUAGAGACGCGGACGAUUUGUUUCGACGCAUCGGUACAAAGAUGAAAAUAGAAGAGCUAGAGAAGAUGGAUCUUGAGCCAUUGAAAACGAUGUAUAAGGUGGUCUACGAUCAUUUGGACAGUAAAGAAGAGGGGAUUGCAUACGCGAAGAAGCAUUUGUUUGUGCCAACGUCCCCGAAAGAGAACAGAAUGUCGGCGCCAAUAGUGUACAUCUCGCCCGACAAAAAUGAGUACUCUGAUUUGUUCCCCAAAAGAUACGGAAGAAAUCCGAACAAGAAGAAGCGGCAAAUCGACGAAGGUGUUGCGUCGAUGAUAGACACGAAGAAAAAAACGAAGAACGAGAAUACCGCCGAGACAUUUAAAGCGACGAAAGCGGCAUCAACAGUCUGCGCGCGCAACAAAAAGGAACACGUUUUGAUAGAGAAGAACGACGCGCGAGUAUCCAGAAAGAACAGCUCCAAAUCCGAUCUUGCUUUAGCUCUACCUUCUACGGAUAGAAAUAAUAAGCAACAGAAACUCCCGGUAGGGGUGUGGAACAAGAAGAAGUUUUAUAAAAAAGUGAAAGUUGAAGACGAAGUGUUCAAAGUCGGCGACGAUGUUUACGUGUGUACUCCCGAAACGGUUGAUUUGACCGAGGACGUCGACCACAUCUGCGAGCUUUGCAAAAAAACGGGCGUCGAAGAAGGCGCCGAUGGCAAAGAAGUCGAAACAGAAAUGCUCGAGUGCGAUUAUUGCGUGAGAUCAUGGCAUCUUCGGUGUUUGAAAUUAGAUCACGUGCCGGACGAAACAUUUUGGAGUUGCCCAAUGUGCGUCGCUGCGCCUUCCGGUAUCGCCGCGCCGCAAAAUUUCCACGAGAGACGUACGCCUUGCGGUGAAUUUCUGGCGGGGAGACUUUGUUUGGCUAGAAUCGAGAGCAUCUGGGCAAACGUAGAUGAACUCAACGACAGAGAUCCAAAAGUUCGAGAAGAAGCGUUUAAGUUCAUCGCUCGCUUAUACGUGCUACCGGAACAUACUCACACGGGAAGGCAACGUCAUCACAUUCGCCGAGAGGUGUUUCUUACGAACAUCAAAGAAGAGGAAAAUUGCGCCGCGAUUCUCAUGGGCGCAAAAGUCCUCGAGCCUGCCGCAUUUCGCUCGUCCGGCGGUAAUGACGACGUCUACAUGUGCGAGUAUUCGUACGACCAAAAUUUUUCUCGCUUUCGACGGAGAACAGAAUGGGAGGACUCUGAUUUCUCGGAAGAUGAAUGUGACAUCGAGGCUAAAAAUAUCCUGUGGAGCGAAACUGAAAGUUCAGACGAUGACGACGACGAUUACGAUCACCGCAAAGAGAAGCGAAAAGCGGAAAAGAGAGCGCAAGUGCGACAAACGAAAGCAGAUAUUGCCGCCUCAAAGAAAGCCGCGGCUUCUAAAAAAGGAGCUAACGCUUCGUCAGAAUGGAAAGAAGCCAUUGGCUUGGGUAAAUCAGGCAUUUUGGCCAUAGACUCUGCUCAAAAUAAUGGGUCGCGCACUGCUAUUGAGCGCGCGAGAAAAGCGUUACAGCUGAGUUCCAUCCCGGCAAAGCUAGAGUGUCGGGAAAAGGAGCGCGAGAAGAUCAUGCAAUUCACAAAAAACGCGAUCGGUGCGUACGGUGGUGCGUCUUCAUGUCUUGGCAACUCGCUUUACAUUUCAGGCGUUCCCGGUACUGGGAAAACGGCAACAGUUCGCGAAGUCAUACGAACGUUGCGCCAAGAAGCCGCGAAUAAAAAAGUUCCAAAGUUUAAUCACAUCGAAAUGAAUGGUUUAAGGCUACAAACGCCGCAACACGCGUACAGUUUAAUAGCAGAGGAACUCACGGGUAGAAGAUUUUCACCGAGUCGCGCGGCAGAAUGGCUCGAGAAACGGUUCAAGGAAGGCAAAGAGUCGGAUGGAAGAGUGCUCGUUCUCGUCGUGGACGAGCUCGACGUUCUCGUCACGCAAACGCAAUCUGUUUUGUAUAACAUUUUUGAUUGGCCGACGUACAAAGCGAGUAAUAUUGCAGUCAUUGGUAUUGCGAAUACCAUGGAUUUACCGGAGCGUUUGUUACCGAAAAUUGCUUCUCGCCUGGGCUCGGGUCGGGUGACGUUUAAUCCAUACAACACAUCCGAACUGAUAAAAAUUAUUGAAGCGCGCUUACGCUCGACCGGUGAUUACAUCAGUGACGGUAAAUACGACGCGAUCACGCAAAACGCGGUGCAGCUGGCGAGUAUGAAAGUCGCGCAAAUUUCAGGCGAUGCCCGACGAGCUCUAGAGUUGUGCCGGAGAGGUAUUGAAAUCGCCGAGGCGAGGAUCGCGCGCGAACGCGAUUCUGGAGAACUGAAUUGUGUCUCUCGAUGUGGUCCGAACGAUAUAUCUAAGGCGCAGAAUGAAAUGUUUUCGGCGACUUACAUGAAGAUGUUGAAAGGACUUUCAAAACACGAGCGCAUUUUCCUCGCCGCUUUACUUCUGCGCACGAGACAACUCGGCUAUAAAGAAGUGUACGUCUCCGACGUUCUCGAAGUUCACGAGAAGCUGUGCAUGAACCAUUCCGUGCAAACGCUUCCGACGGGUUUCGAAACAACGAUAGUGUGCCGUUUACAUUCCAUGCGCUUGGUAUUGGCCGACCCUGGAUACAUGCGUCGGUUACAAAAAGUAAGCUUGAACAUUCCGCAGGAGCAAGCGAUGUACUCUCUCAAAGACGAUAUGCUGUGUGCGGACAUGCGGUGGAUUAAAAAUGCGCUGUAA